This is a messenger RNA of Fonsecaea erecta, 345 nucleotides long. Its product is annotated as 60S ribosomal protein L44. Gene Ontology annotation, biological process: translation. Gene Ontology annotation, cellular component: ribosome; cytosolic large ribosomal subunit. The coding region runs from base 1 to 345 and encodes 114 amino acids. Gene Ontology annotation, molecular function: structural constituent of ribosome. The record is from RefSeq and is a predicted model, not a curated record. Lineage: Eukaryota; Fungi; Ascomycota; Eurotiomycetes; Chaetothyriales; Herpotrichiellaceae. The transcript is spliced from 3 exons.
AUGCUAAUAGGUGUCUCUUACCAUCAGGUCAACGUUCCCAAGACCCGCCGCACCUAUUGCAAGGGCAAGACCUGCAAAAAACACACUCAACACAAGGUCACACAGUACAAGGCCGGCAAAGCCUCGCUAUUCGCGCAAGGAAAGCGUCGAUAUGACCGCAAGCAGUCCGGUUAUGGUGGUCAAACGAAGCCCGUGUUCCACAAGAAGGCCAAGACAACCAAGAAAGUCGUGUUGAGAUUGGAAUGCACAGUAUGCAAGACCAAGGCACAAUUAUCGUUGAAGCGAUGCAAGCACUUCGAAUUGGGUGGUGACAAGAAGACGAAGGGUGCGGCUCUUGUGUUCUAA